AUGCCUCGCUCUUUCCUGGUCAAGAAGAUCAAGGCGGACGCUUUCCAGCCCAGCCCGGUGCCGGCGCCCACCUACCAACCCCUGGAAACUUCGUACCAUGAACCCGGAAGCAGCGGUGUCGCCGGAGGGGAUGGGUACCUCCAGGCCUGCCUCACGUCGUCCAGCUACAAGAAUGAAAAAAAACCAGGCCCCCUCCUGCCGCCCUCAGACCCUGUUUACACGCCGAUCCACGAGGACUACAGCGACCCCGAGAGCCCCCAGUCCAGCCUCUCCGCCCACUACUUCCAUGGCGAAGCUGCCGUCACAGAGAGCUAUUCGAUGGACGCCUUCUUCAUUACCGACGGCCGGUCCCGGAGGCGCAGCGAGGGCCAGCGCCGCGGCAGCCACCGCCACUCCUGCAACGAAUGUGGCAAGUCCUACGCCACCUCCUCCAACCUCAGCCGGCACAAGCAGACGCACCGUAGCCUGGACAGCAAGAUGGCUCGGAAGUGCCCCACCUGCAGCAAGGCCUACGUCUCCAUGCCGGCGCUGGCCAUGCACAUCCUGACCCACAACCUCAAACACAAGUGUGACGUGUGUGGCAAGGCCUUCAGCCGGCCCUGGCUGCUGCAGGGCCACAUGCGCUCCCACACGGGCGAGAAGCCCUUCGGCUGCUCCCACUGUGGGAAGGCCUUUGCCGACCGCUCCAACCUGAGGGCUCACAUGCAGACUCACUCGGCGUUCAAGCAUUACAAGUGCAAACAGUGCGAGAAGACCUUUGCCCUCAAGUCGUACCUCAACAAGCACUACGAGUCCGCCUGCUUCAAGGGGUCCGAGCACACCUGCGAAAUGGACAACUGAGCGGCAAACUCCCCCCGCGCGCUUUCGCUGUGGCGGGAGGGAAGGAAGGGCACAGAAGACACGGUAUGGUUUCAAGCCCUGCAGGAUCUGGGGUGAAAACCUGACUUUUGAAGCUUGCCAUGACCCGGGCAUCAUUUUCUUCCUGAGAGGCUCUCCUUGGGCAAAACGUGGGGAGAGUUCUUCUUGAAACCCACACAGUACUUUGGGAAGACAUCAACAGCUGGUCACAAGGCUCAGCUGCCGUCUGCACUGUCUUCUCCUUCCUUCUCCAAACCCACCAACUGAAGCAAUAACUCCAGUCUCA
Molecule: messenger RNA, 1144 nt
Organism: Hemicordylus capensis (graceful crag lizard)
Lineage: Eukaryota; Metazoa; Chordata; Lepidosauria; Squamata; Cordylidae
Gene: SCRT2
Product: scratch family transcriptional repressor 2
Exons: 3
Coding region: 1-840 (279 amino acids)
Biological process (GO): regulation of DNA-templated transcription
Molecular function (GO): RNA polymerase II cis-regulatory region sequence-specific DNA binding; DNA-binding transcription factor activity, RNA polymerase II-specific
Source: RefSeq, a predicted model, not a curated record